AUGGGUGUCACAGAGGCCUUGAAUAAAGUCGAAGACAAGGUCAAGGACUUGGCCUUGAACAAGAAGGAUGAGGGAAAGAACAAAAAGGACGAGGGAAAGAACAAAAACAAGUCUAAUGGUAAACAAUCUGCGCUCUACUUAGAUCCAGAACCGGAGUUCGUUGAAGAGAGAAAUGUCCUUUUCAACCAAUUGACCCAAGCUUACAACGAAAAGGUGGCUAAGAUGCCUCGGGUUCCUUUAAAAGUAGUGUUAAAAGAUGGUUCAGAAAAGGAAGCUACCGCCUGGGAAACUACCCCAAUGGACAUUGCCAAAGAGAUUGCAAAGUCUUUCCCAGACAAGCAAUGCAUUUCCAAAGUUAAUGGCCAACUUUGGGACCUGGAAAGACCUUUAGAGGGUGAAAAAGACGAGGUUGUCAAAUUGGAGUUCUUUGACUUUGAGUCCGAAGUAGGCAAAAAAGUAUUUUGGCACUCGUCCGCUCAUGUCUUGGGUGAAGCUUGUGAGUGUAAUCUCGGUGCUCACAUUUGUCUCGGGCCUCCAACAGAUGACGGGUUCUUCUACGAGUUUGCCAUCAAAAACGGCGCCGAUGCUCCAGCAGACACUCCAGAAAGAACCGUUUCACAAGCCGAUUUCCCUAAUCUCGAAAGCGUCGCAAAGAAUGUUAUCAAAGAGAAACAAAAGUUCGAGAGACUGGUCAUGUCUAAGGAGGACUUGCUCAAGAUGUUCCACUAUUCUAAGUACAAAACUUAUUUGAUUCAGACCAAAGUUCCAGACGGUACCUCCACUACCGUGUACCGGUGCGGUAAGCUGAUUGACUUGUGUGUCGGUCCUCAUAUUCCUCACACGGGCCGUAUUAAGGCCUUCAAAUUGUUGAAAAACUCCUCUUGUUAUUUCUUGGGCGAAGCUACCAAUGAUUCUUUGCAAAGAGUUUAUGGUAUUUCUUUCCCUGACAAGAAAUUGAUGGAUGCUCACUUGAAAUUUCUGGCUGAAGCCUCUAUGCGUGACCACAGAAAAAUUGGUAGAGAACAGGAACUAUUCUAUUUCAAUGAAAUGUCACCAGGAUCUUGUUUCUGGCUUCCUCAUGGUACAAGAAUUUACAAUAAUCUAGUCGAAUUGUUGAGAGCUGAAUACCGUAAGAGAGGGUACGAUGAGGUAAUUACCCCAAACAUGUACAACUCCAAGCUAUGGAAAACGUCGGGCCACUGGGGCAAUUACAAGGAAAACAUGUUCACCUUCGACGUAGAGAAAGAAACCUUUGGUCUAAAACCAAUGAACUGUCCUGGCCAUUGUAUUAUGUUCAAAUCUAGGGAGCGUUCUUACAGAGAAUUGCCAUGGAGAGUUGCUGACUUUGGUGUCAUUCACAGAAAUGAAUUUUCGGGUGCUUUAUCUGGUUUGACGCGUGUUAGAAGAUUCCAACAGGAUGAUGCUCAUAUCUUCUGUGCCCAAAACCAGAUAGAACAAGAAAUAGAAAACGUUUUCGAUUUCUUGAAAUACGCUUACGGUGUUUUUGGCUUUGAAUUCAAAAUGGAACUCUCUACUCGUCCUGAAAAAUACUUAGGUGAACUAGAAACUUGGAACAACGCUGAAUCUAAGUUAGAGGCUGCUUUGAGGAAGUGGGGUGGUGCAUGGGAAAUGAACCCAGGCGAUGGUGCUUUCUACGGUCCUAAGAUCGACAUCAUGAUUUCGGAUGCGUUAAGAAGAUGGCAUCAAUGUGCUACCAUCCAGCUUGAUUUCCAAUUGCCAAACAGAUUCGAACUUGAAUUUAAGUCUCAAGAAGGUGAUGGCUACGAAAGACCUGUAAUGAUUCAUCGUGCUGUGCUGGGCUCUGUGGAAAGAAUGACCGCCAUUCUAACAGAACAUUUUGCUGGUAAAUGGCCUUUCUGGCUAUCUCCACGUCAAGUUCUUGUCGUCCCAGUGGGUGUUAAAUACCAAGAGUACGCUCAAGAAGUGCGUGACAAAUUGGUCUCUCAAGAUAUUUAUGCUGAUGUUGACUUGACUGGUAACACUCUACAGAAGAAAGUCAGAAACGGUCAAAUGUUGAAAUACAACUUCAUUUCCAUCGUCGGAGAACAAGAGAUGACGGAAAAGUCUGUGAAUAUCAGAAACAGAGACGUAAUGGAGAAGCAAGGUAAGAAUGAAACCAUCAAACUUGACACCGUACUACAACAAUUACAACAACUGAAAAAGAGCAAGAGUUUAGAAAAUGUGUUGGGUGAUAAUUAA
Lachancea nothofagi CBS 11611 is the source of this 2220-nucleotide messenger RNA. The record is from the annotation of a GenBank genome assembly. Lineage: Eukaryota; Fungi; Ascomycota; Saccharomycetes; Saccharomycetales; Saccharomycetaceae.